This is a messenger RNA of Aspergillus nomiae NRRL 13137, 753 nucleotides long. Its product is annotated as HpcH/HpaI aldolase family protein. Bases 1 to 753 code for a protein of 250 amino acids. The record is from RefSeq and is a predicted model, not a curated record. Gene Ontology annotation, molecular function: aldehyde-lyase activity; phosphoric diester hydrolase activity. Gene Ontology annotation, biological process: lipid metabolic process. The transcript has a single exon. NCBI's taxonomy places the organism in Eukaryota, Fungi, Ascomycota, Eurotiomycetes, Eurotiales, Aspergillaceae. Gene Ontology annotation, cellular component: cytoplasm.
AUGCUCCCCGGAACCAACCUGACCAGAACCAUAUGCAGGUCAGCCAGAAACCUUGAAUGGCUUCUCAUUGACCUCGAACACGGCAAUAUCUCCGACGACUCGAUGCAUGAAAUUGUGGCAGCUUCGGCAGCAUGUGGAGUCUCGCCCAUCGUCCGUGUCGCAGAAGGCCAGCCGUGGAUGAUAAAACGCGCCCUGGACUCUGGCGCCCACGGCAUCCUUGUUCCAGUCAUCGACACAGCGGAGGAUGCGAGAAAUGUGGUGCGAUAUUCGAAGUUCCCCCCGGUUGGAAAUCGCGGGUUUGAGAGUCUCCUCGCGGUGGAGAAGUUCGUGGAGCAACAUCCCCACGGUAGUGAGGCGAAAGAGUUGACGGGUAUGGAAUACUUGCAGCAAGCCAACAGCUCGCUCGUCAUCGCGGUGCAGAUCGAAACAAAAGCUGCCCUUGAAAAUGUCAGGGAAAUUGCUGCCGUGCCUGGUGUUGAUGUUCUGUUUAUUGGCCCUUUUGACCUGAGCGUCAAUAUUGGUCACCCCAUCACCAACCCCGAACAAAUGCAUCCUGAGCUUGUGAAAGCUAUUCAGAAAAUCCAUGAGGCUGCCCAGGCCGCUGGAAAAGCUACUGGGAUUUACUGUGACACCGGCGAGCAAGCGAGGGAAUACGCCAGCAAGGGAUUCCAGAUGAUGAGCGCAAUGACGGAUAUGGUAGGGAUGAGGAAGGUAUUUAAGCAAGCCUUUGAUGCUGCUAAAGGUGACUUAUAG